Molecule: messenger RNA, 784 nt
Organism: Salvia hispanica
Lineage: Eukaryota; Viridiplantae; Streptophyta; Magnoliopsida; Lamiales; Lamiaceae
Source: RefSeq, a predicted model, not a curated record
CUAUAUAUUUGUGUGCGUGUGCUGCACAUAUAUAUGAGACUUGAACACACAAACACACACCACUUAUCUAUCCCCUUCUUCUUCUCUCUGUGGCUUUAAUUUCAUCUGUGGCGGCCAGACUUUCUCGAUUCUCGUUCCAAUCCCAUCGAAACGACAAAAAAAUGGUGGAUCUCCAGACUGUGUGUUGUAUGUGCGGCGAUGUGGGGUUCCCGGACAAGCUCUUCCGCUGCUCCAAGUGCCGCAACCGCUCCCAGCACUCGUACUGCAGCAACUACUACACCGAAUUGGCGGAGGCGAUCGAGAUCUGCGAUUGGUGCCAACACGAGCAAAGGAAUCCGUCGUCGUCGUCGUCAUCAUCGAGGCACGGGAAUUCGACGCCUAGGAAUACCAAGCAUGCAAAUGAAGCCAGGUCGGCCUACUCCGGCGACAAAAUCAAGCACCAAAGGACCGACGAAGCGCCGGACAAACCCGCCGGAAAAGCCCCCUCGCCGCGCCCCUCCGCCCGCAGGUACAAGCUUCUCAAGGAUGUAAUGUGCUGAAAAUAAGUGGACCCCAAAUUAGGAAAUAAAUAUCCUUGUUGUCUCUAUAUAUAAUAAUGAUAUUAAAAAUUAUAAGCUGGUAUUAGUAUGUUAUUAUGGUUGUAAGUUGUUUUCCAAGUGUUAUUUUGACUUAAAUGAGUUUUACUAUGGCUUUAUAUUUUCUCAUAUUUCAAGAAUAUUAGUAGUAGUAAUUAGUACUCCAUGUUAUUAUUAUAUGUGGAAAUGUAACAUUAUAUCUUGUGUUA